AUGUCGACUUCUUCUAGACCUCAAGUGCCCGAAAACGCCGAACGCGCCAUCCUCGCCGCAGGCUGCUUCUGGGGCGUAGAGCACCUCUACCGCAAGCACUUUUCCGACAAAGGCUUGUACGACGCGCGCGUGGGGUACACGGGCGGUGACUUCGCGAACCCGAGUUAUAGGGCUGUUUGUUCGGGGAACACAGGGCACGCAGAAGCGACCCUCCUCCUGUACGACCCCUCUCGUUUGUCCUACCGCACGCUUCUUGAGUUCUUUUAUCGUAUGCACGACCCAACUACACCGAACAGGCAGGGACCGGACGUUGGCACGCAGUAUCGGAGCGGGAUCUUUUACACCACGCCAGAACAAGAGAAGAUCGCGAGGGAGGUGACAGGGAAGGCGAAUGAGCAGUGGUGGGGCGGUAAAAUCACCACUGAGAUCUUGCCGGCGGGUCAGUGGUGGGAUGCGGAAGAGUAUCACCAGCUGUAUUUGAGCAAAAAUCCCGGGGGUUAUGAAUGUCCUAGUCAUUUUGUGAGGGACUUUCCGGAUUUGAAGGAUUAA
Thermochaetoides thermophila DSM 1495 is the source of this 549-nucleotide messenger RNA. RefSeq lists its product as uncharacterized. Lineage: Eukaryota; Fungi; Ascomycota; Sordariomycetes; Sordariales; Chaetomiaceae. The record is from RefSeq and is a predicted model, not a curated record. Gene Ontology annotation, molecular function: peptide-methionine (S)-S-oxide reductase activity. The transcript has 2 exons. Bases 1 to 549 code for a protein of 182 amino acids.